AUGGCCACCUCCACCGCCACUCCACCGCCGAUCCUAAGUCUCGGAACGCGCGUCGUCGUCUCAGCCGGUAUAGGCACCCUUAGGUUCGUCGGUCCGACCAAUUUCGCGGCCGGCAAGUGGUGCGGUAUCGAGCUCGACGACGCGACCGGCAAGAAUGAUGGCUCGGUCAAUGGGCAGAGGUAUUUCACGUGUCGGAUGGGCAAAGGGGUGUUUGUGAGGCAUAGUCAGGUGAGGUUGCUGGUCGGUGGGGAUGAGGAGGGCGGUUCGGAGGCGAAGGCGGAGGUGAGUUUGGCGUACAGAGGUGGGGGGUUUGCGAGUUGGAAGUUCGGACUAGGUGCUCACAAACACGAGGUGUUGGGUCGUACAGUCGCCUACUCCGCUUCAAAGAGGGACCAGAACAGGAUCAAGCGUUUCGGGUAG
Messenger RNA from Microbotryum saponariae, 420 nucleotides. The record is from the annotation of a GenBank genome assembly. Lineage: Eukaryota; Fungi; Basidiomycota; Microbotryomycetes; Microbotryales; Microbotryaceae.